This is a messenger RNA of Papilio machaon (common yellow swallowtail), 4477 nucleotides long. Its product is annotated as ATPase family AAA domain-containing protein 2-like. The transcript is spliced from 28 exons. The record is from RefSeq and is a predicted model, not a curated record. Gene Ontology annotation, cellular component: nucleus. Gene Ontology annotation, biological process: positive regulation of transcription by RNA polymerase II. Lineage: Eukaryota; Metazoa; Arthropoda; Insecta; Lepidoptera; Papilionidae. The coding region runs from base 258 to 4163 and encodes 1301 amino acids. Gene Ontology annotation, molecular function: chromatin binding; histone binding; ATP binding.
CAACAAAAUGAUGUUUACGCUGAAUUCAAUAACAACAAAAUUAUUAUGAGUGUAGGGUCUACACGGCUCUCUGAUUAACAUGGCGUUCAGUAACGACAUGUGCGGACGAUAACGUUCGCCCUUUGUCGCCUGAGCUUUUAAACGAGUGUUUGGACAUUUAUAUUUCUUGCUUUGGAUUUUACCUAACAAUUUAUGUCUGUUACAUAAGUGUAUUGAGGGCCUGAUCGUACUUUUACGACAUAAUAGAAACCACUGCUAUGGUGAAAACCCGACGCAGUAAUGGAGAGAAUGGGGAGGUAGAAGAUGGGAAUUUUACAUUAAACGACGUUGUCAGCGUCUCUGACGAGAAGGCAUCAAAUUGGUCUCCUCGAGAGCUACGAAGUAGCCAGUAUAAAGUUAAAAGAAAAAUACAACACUGGCCAACAAAAUAUAGCAGGAACAGACUUAGAAGAAUAAGGAUGCCACAAAUAGUGUUUCCAGAAAGUGACACAGAACCUGAGAAAUAUUCAAGAAGGUCACGUCAGGUGCGUGUUUUCUUUGCGGAUGACAAUGAAUCCAGUAACAGGAGUAUGCAAAUCCGACGCAAUCGGGGACCCAGGAAGAACUAUAUGGAAGACAGCGAAGAUAAACCAAUACAACAAAAUGUGAGACGAAGUUGUCGCAAGCGCAAGCUCCUGCACCACAACUUCAAUGAGAGCUGGAUUACCAAUGAGCUGAAGGUGAAAGGCUAUCCGGACCUUUAUGGCUUCAAUGGAUCUAGUUCCUCAGAUGAGUUCAGUUCAGGCGAUGAGGCUGUAGUCACCAAUAAGAAAAUGCCUCAAAAUCAUAUACCAACCAAUACAGAUGAGGACACACAAUUAUCACGACAAAGAAGGACUUCAGCAAGGUUUAAUAACAAAAAGGAUGCAACAGAGUCUGAAUCAGAAGAUGAGAACAACCAAACUGUUAUAGAAAAGAAACCGCAGCAGGAAAAUAAACAAGAGCAAAAAGAUAUGGACGACAAGGACGAUGUUAAAAAGGUUAUAAAUAAAAGUGAUCCGGAACAAUCCAACCAGAAUCAGGAUAGUGAAAGCAAUCAAGGACCAGCAAGAUCUACUCGGGGUAAAGGGAGAGGUAGGAGAAGGCAAAAGAAAGAAGAUAGUCAAAAUGACACAGCGUCAGAGAGCUCGUCAUCGGAAUCGUCGAGCGAGGUAGCUCUGGGCCGGCAGCCGCGCCGCUCCAAGCGUACGAGGAAACCCAAGCCAGCCUUCGUACAGAUUGCACCUCGGGAGACAAAGGGCAGAGGUAAAACGUUUACAAUAAGAAAAAAACCAUAUAGUUUAAGAGAGAGAAAACCAAAAAUUCUACGUAGAAAAACAAUUAGAUCUCAAUCUCCGUCCACCAGUAGCAGUAGUAGUACGUCUAGUUCUGAUACAGAAGAGGAUCUAAAUGUUUCUAUGAAAAAUAAAACAAAGGGCAGACAAAAGUCAAAAUCUAUGGACGAUAAGAAGACAGACAGAGCGCUGAGGGAUAUACAACCAGUUGAACUUGAUGGAAAAGUUCGAUUUACUUCUGUGGGAGGUUUAGAAGAGCAUAUAAAAUGUUUACGAGAAAUGGUAUUAUUUCCACUGAUGUACCCGGAUUUAUUCAAUCAAUUUAAGACUCGACCAGCUAAAGGUGUAUUAUUCCACGGACCACCGGGUACGGGAAAGACAUUGUUAGCCAGGGCAUUAGCAAAUGAAUGUAGUCUUGUCGGAGGAAGGAAAGUGGCUUUCUUCAUGAGGAAAGGAGCGGAUUGCUUGAAGAAAUGGGUCGGUGAAAGUGAGAGACAUCUCAAAUUGUUGUUCCAACAAGCGAAUAAAAUGAAACCAUCUAUAAUAUUUUUCGACGAGAUUGAUGCAUUAGCUCCAGUGCGCAGCGUGCGACAGGAACAAGUACAUACCAGUGUGGUGGGAACUCUGCUCGCUGAAAUCGACGGACUGUGUGACAGAGGCGAGGUGAUUAUAAUAGGUGCUACUAAUCGUUUGGAUGCGGUAGACCCGGCGUUGCGACGCGCUGGACGUUUUGACAAGGAGUUGUACUUCCCACCACCGCAUGCAGCCGCACGACGGAAUAUACUCGAUAUAUACACCAAGGAAUGGAACCCACGACCCUCUGAUGACACCCUAGAUCAUAUAGCUGAUAUCACCAAUGGAUAUGCAGGUUCCGAUUUAAAGGCGUUGUGUUCAGAAGCUGUAUUACGAGCAUUAAGGAGAGUGUAUCCGCAAGUGUACGAGAGUGAAUACGCGCUUAUUAUCGAUCCUAAAAAUGUGGAGGUGCAGCAGGAGGAUCUGGAGCGGGGUAUGGUGGGUAUGGUGGCAGCAGGAAGCCGCAGCGCGCCGCCGCCAGCACGCCGCCUUCCUCCGCACGAGCAGGCACUGCUCGCGCCACAGCUUCGCGCUGCCUCUCUUCUGCUACGUAUGCAUGCACCACGUGACAGCACUACAAAGGUGUCAGAUGAUGGUAUGUGCGGAGGUGUGGUGCUGGUGAGCGGGGAGUGCGCGGAUACUCAGCUGGCGCCGGCGCUGCUGGCACAGCUCGAGCACUGCGCAGUGCGCGAGCUCAGCCUUGCCACACUGCACUCCGCUCUCGCAUUCACACAGGAACAGGCGCUCAUCUCAUUAUUCUCCGAGUGUCGUCGCACAGAUCGCGGCUGUGUCCUGUUCAUCCGCGACCUGACGUCGGUGUGGUCGGUCCUGAAGGUGAGCAACAGUGGCGCGCUGCUGCUGCAGCUGUGGCGCACGCGCGCCGCCGGACACAACACAAUGUUGCUCGCCACCUCAUCAGUGCCUCAUGAAGAACUACCCCAAGAGUUACAAGAACUAUUCCCUGUGUACAAAGACUGCGUGUAUCGUAUGCGAGAGCCCACCGCGUCUGAAGUCAUCAGCUUUCUCAAGCCGAUCAUUACUGAAGUGCCGCUGGAACCGCCCCUCAUUGAGAACAACGAACCCCCACCACCAUUACCCAGAGCUCCGCCUCCGCCGCCGCCUCGCGAGUCCGCCGAGGAGGUGGCGCGGCGCAAGCGCAAGGAGGACUACAAACUGCGCGAACUGCGCAUCUUCCUGCGCGACAUCUGCCGCAAGCUCGCCUCCAACAGGCGCUUCUACAAGUUCACAAAGCCUGUUGAUCUUGAAGAGGUGACAGACUACCUGGACAUCAUCAAGCAACCGAUGGAUCUGGAGACUAUGAUGACGAAAGUGGACAUGCAUAAAUACAACUGCGCCAAAGAGUUCCUCGACGACAUAGAUCUUAUAUGCGCUAACGCAUUAGAGUACAACCCUGAUAGGGCUAGAGGGAUGUUUAGAACGUCAUCAGACAAGCAGAUACGUCACGAGGCGUGUUCGUUGCGAGAUCAUGCGCACGCGCUCAUCGAUGUAGAGAUGGACAGCGACUUUGAACUUGAAUGUCAGGAUAUUGCUAAAAAGCGCAGAGAGGAAGGCCUACACGAAGACAAUGAUCUACCAGACUUUAUAUAUACUGCGUCAAAUUUACCGGAGGGUUUCGAUUCAACGGCAAAUGAUAGCAAGAACCUGCGAACUCCGCAGAAUGGAGAGAAGUCUGAAUCUAAUUCGGCGAAGCGAAAGCGAAGAAGAAUGAACGCUUGGUCCAAAGGAUUGGUAGUGAAACGACACAAGACGUCGCAAAAGACAUUCAAAGACACAAGUAUGGCGAUAACAGACGAGGAGUGUAAGGAGAACAAGCCGAUUACGUCGACUCCGCUCGCCAACGGAUCGGCGACGUCUUCGGGGUCGGACGACGACGCGCCGCUGCGUCGCCCGCUACCUGACGAUACGUUGCUCGCCGGCAAUGUGCACCCAGACAGGUACAUCAUACAUACUUAUUUACAGUGUCCAUCAAAACCGGGUGAAAAAACGCCGUCGAAAACAUCACCAAAGAAAAGAAAUUCCGGACACGAGACUUCAAGUGGAGAUAUCGACAAAGUACUGAUAAACAAGACUGAAUUAGAUAACAUUCUGUAUAAGAAUGCGAAAGUGUUACGAGGAAUUGGUUUGAAGGCUCUGCUGGAUUUAUAUACGCAGUUAUCGAAAGCCGUGGACUCGUACUCUACAAAAUAUGACCGAAGUAAACUGCCUUUAGAACUACACGCUAUCGUAACUAGGUAUUUGCAGUACGCUAGGAAAUGAACCAAAGAGCAAGCGAUUUUAGCUCUUAUUGCCGUCUGUCAAAAGUUCAAAUUAGUAUACGUCGAUUUAUAGUAAAUUUAGUUUAAGAUAUACAAAAUAUUUAUUUGAUUGACGAAACAUGUUUCAGUUUAAAACUGUCUAGUAAAAGUUAAAAUAUGGUACACAAGUUUGUAUAUUCCUUUUUUUUUCUGUCCAUUUUAAAUAGGCAGAGUUCUUUAAUCUGUUUUAGCGAAAUCAGAUGGCCGUUUGAUCGUUCGCCAUCUUAAGCUAAAAAAGUUUUUUUUCAUAACUAGCUGUCGCCCGCGACUCGGUCC